AUGGUGUUCAUCAAAGAUAAAGUAAGCCUGCGAGAGCUCAUUGCCUCAAACCAGCUGGCGUGCUCUGUCUUGGUCCUCACCACUCAUAUAUUUGGCGAUAUGAAUGGCUUCAUUACGGUCAUCCGAUCUCCAUAUUUGUCGUGGGUAUCUGGCCCAGUCGCCGUACAAUCCCGUCAUAUACUAGCCGAUUGGGAGUUCUUAUUCCUGUUCUGCUUUCUUUUUACGUUGGCCCGCUCUGUCAUAGCCGUUCAAAUCCUCCAACCGGCGCUGCGAUAUGCGGGGUUCGAUGCCCAAGACUCCUCUCAUCUGGCAGCCCUAGGGUGGAAAAUACUAUCCCGUGGCGUCCUGAUGCUGUAUGCCAUGGGCCUUUGGUACGAAAGCCCUGAUCGUUUGAACCCUCAGUGGCUCUUUGACAACUGGCCGCUACACCCAAUCUCCGAGUCAAUGAAAUAUUUAUUCCUGCUGCGCCUUGCAUUCUAUAUCCAUCAGUGUCUGAUCAUGGUUGUUGAGCCCAUACGAAGUGACUUCACCUCGAAAUUCCUCCAUCAUAUUCUCACCUGUGCGGUGGUUAUUGCCUGUUGCAAUAGCCGGGCUUACUCCUUAUUGUACAUCAUUCUCCUGACCGCUGAUCUUGCAGAUAUCCUCCUAGCCUUUGUUCAAAUCCUAAAAUGUCUGAACUAUGAGAAGAGCCUCCGACUGUCCCUACUGGGCUUCAUUUUUAUCUGGAUAUUUACACGGCAUAUAAUGUUCUUAUAUUUCCACUGGGUGCUUCACCAUGCUCUACCUCUGGAGGGAGGCUGUCAAGUCGUGAUUACUGGGGGUAUGAUGCUCAAUCCUGAUGAUCCAAAGUGGGAGCAAAUCACUCCCCAGACACAGCAAAACCGAAGCACGAUAUGCCUCUCGCAGGGCGUCAAACUGUCCUUGUCUGGUAUCUCAAUUGUUUUGCAGUUGUUGUUCUUGAUGUGGACUGUCGAAUUUGUUCAAAUUGCGGUGUACAUGCAUCGCAGAUGUGUCUCGAAGUGUGAGGAGAAUGAUACCGAAAGGAAAAGGCAGUAGGCGAGUACGAGCGGCGACACCAUAUGGAUGUCAUUUGACACUCUCUCUGAAGAAGAUCCCUGUUGAAAUAUGUAAUGUUCGAA
This is a messenger RNA of Aspergillus pseudonomiae, 1139 nucleotides long. RefSeq lists its product as uncharacterized. Gene Ontology annotation, biological process: ceramide biosynthetic process. The transcript is spliced from 4 exons. The record is from RefSeq and is a predicted model, not a curated record. NCBI's taxonomy places the organism in Eukaryota, Fungi, Ascomycota, Eurotiomycetes, Eurotiales, Aspergillaceae. Bases 1 to 1056 code for a protein of 351 amino acids. Gene Ontology annotation, molecular function: sphingosine N-acyltransferase activity. Gene Ontology annotation, cellular component: membrane.